UAAGGCACCUACUACUUAAUUAUGGGAGAAGAUUAGAGUUGGAUGUAUCGUCGUCGAAAUGAAAUGGGGUAUUGGAAUAAUGAAUUUAAUGCUGGGGUAGAGGUUUUCUUAGAUUUUGCAUUCUCACAAACAGACUUGAUGUUUUGUGCAAAGAAUAUGAUUUGGUGUCCGUGUAAUAAGUGUUGGAAUAGAGAAUGGCAUCAUCGACGCAAAGUGCAAUCUCAUCUUAUUAAGAACGGCUUCAUGGAUGGGUAUUUUAUUUGGAAAAGACACGGAGAAAUUAUUCAUAGAAAACGGGAUUACACCCAAGUGGGUGUGGGUGAAUCAUCAAGUGCCGCCGCCACUGCUGCUUCUGCUAUGAAUAAUGUUCCAAGUGUCUAUCAACUCAGAGACAUGCUUCAUGAUGCCAUGGGACCAAACUUUUUUAAUAGUGAAAACAGUGCCAUAAUGGUAAAAGAUGCAACACAAUUUCAUGCUAGCUUUGAUGAUCCAUAUGGUGUUAGUACAGAAUCGAUAUUUGAGGAGCCAAGAGGAGAUGCAAAAGAGUUCUUUGAUCUUUUGCGAGCAGUUGAUACACCUCUUUUUGAAAGGUGUGAUGAUGGUGUCACUGUCUUAAAGUGGGUGUGUGAGCUCAUGAGUGCAAAAACACUUUUUAACAUGAGUGUUACUAAUUGGGACUAUGUGUUACAAUGUAGUCUAAUGGCCUUCAAAAAAGUUGAUAGGGAGAAAUUGCCAAUAGAUUAUUAUGGUGCCAAGAAGAUGUUGAGGUGUCUGGGUCUCGGGUAUAAAAAGUAUGAUGUUUGUGUGAACAAUUGCAUUUUGUAUUAUGGAGAAUAUGAAAGUCAAUGUUAUUUAUAGUGCCUGGUAUGUGAAGAGCCACGAUUUAAGCAGCGUGAUGUGCAUUCUGCUAAGCCUAUACCAAGAAAGUCUUUGUGGUAUCUUCCAAUUAUUCCUAGACUUCAGAGAUUGUAUAUGUCUAGGAAAACUAUUGAGCAUAUGACCUGGCAUUUAAAUUGUUAUAAUGAAAAUGAGAAAAUUUU
Messenger RNA from Rubroshorea leprosula, 1040 nucleotides. The record is from the annotation of a GenBank genome assembly. NCBI's taxonomy places the organism in Eukaryota, Viridiplantae, Streptophyta, Magnoliopsida, Malvales, Dipterocarpaceae.